Messenger RNA from Myodes glareolus (Bank vole), 1134 nucleotides. It is a transcript of the gene Otp, whose product is annotated as orthopedia homeobox. Gene Ontology annotation, biological process: regulation of DNA-templated transcription; neuron differentiation. Lineage: Eukaryota; Metazoa; Chordata; Mammalia; Rodentia; Cricetidae. The record is from RefSeq and is a predicted model, not a curated record. Gene Ontology annotation, molecular function: DNA binding; DNA-binding transcription factor activity, RNA polymerase II-specific.
UUUUUAACCACAAACCGAAUUUUCUUUCAUUUAGGUGAUCUAUAUAUAUCUAUAUCGUAUAGCUUAUAGCUUAUAUCUAUUUUAAAUAACUUAAAGCCGCUAAAAUUUGGGGGGGAACAGCUUUCGCCCUGGAGCGGUGCGCGAUGCUGUCUCAUGCCGACCUCCUGGACGCCAGGCUAGGUAUGAAAGAUGCCGCCGAGCUUCUGGGUCACCGGGAGGCGGUGAAGUGCAGGCUGGGCGUGGGGGGCUCUGACCCUGGGGGCCAUCCCGGGGAUCUGGCGCCCAACUCGGAUCCAGUCGAAGGAACCACUCUGCUGCCGGGCGAGGACAUCACCACAGUGGGCUCUACUCCUGCUUCCCUGGCGGUGAGCGCUAAAGACCCUGACAAGCAGCCGGGGCCCCAGGGUGGCCCCAAUCCCAGCCAAGCCGGUCAACAGCAGGGCCAGCAGAAGCAGAAGCGCCACCGGACUCGCUUCACCCCAGCGCAACUGAACGAGUUGGAGAGAAGCUUCGCCAAAACUCACUACCCUGACAUCUUCAUGCGUGAGGAGCUGGCGCUGCGUAUUGGGCUGACCGAGUCGCGAGUACAGGUCUGGUUCCAGAAUCGGCGCGCCAAGUGGAAGAAGCGCAAGAAGACCACCAACGUGUUCCGCGCGCCCGGCACGCUGCUGCCCACGCCGGGCUUGCCCCAGUUCCCGUCGGCCGCUGCCGCCGCCGCCGCCGCCAUGGGUGACAGCCUGUGCUCUUUCCACGCCAACGACACCCGCUGGGCGGCGGCCGCCAUGCCCGGUGUGUCCCAGCUGCCGCUGCCGCCCGCGCUCGGCCGCCAGCAGGCUAUGGCGCAGUCGCUGUCACAGUGCAGCCUGGCCGCGGGGCCACCGCCCAACUCCAUGGGCUUGUCCAACAGCCUGGCGGGCUCCAACGGCGCGGGGCUGCAGUCGCACCUCUACCAGCCCGCCUUUCCCGGCAUGGUGCCCGCCUCCCUCCCCGGCCCCAGCAACGUCUCCGGCUCGCCCCAGCUCUGCAGCUCUCCGGACAGCAGCGACGUGUGGCGGGGCACGAGCAUCGCGUCCCUGCGCCGCAAGGCGCUCGAGCACACAGUCUCCAUGAGCUUCACCUAAUGCCGCUGCGCGC